This is a messenger RNA of Cheilinus undulatus (humphead wrasse), 1888 nucleotides long. RefSeq names its product pancreatic secretory granule membrane major glycoprotein GP2. Gene Ontology annotation, biological process: neutrophil migration. NCBI's taxonomy places the organism in Eukaryota, Metazoa, Chordata, Actinopteri, Labriformes, Labridae. The record is from RefSeq and is a predicted model, not a curated record. Gene Ontology annotation, cellular component: cell surface; apical plasma membrane. The transcript has 9 exons. Bases 645 to 1778 code for a protein of 377 amino acids.
AAUAUUUGGCCGUUAUAUCACAGUUUUCACGCUUCAAAGCCUUAAAGUGUGGACAAAUUGAUCUGUCUUUUCUUGUGUUUGAUCUUUUAAGUAUUUUAUGGUCUGUUCCACCACACACAUGCACUCACUGGUCCUUGGCAUGGUGACUGAAUUGCCCUUGACUCGUAGUGGCGUUCUUUUUGCCUGACUGACUGGGAUUCCCGCACCAGUAAAGAUUUUAAAAUGUCCAGACAAAGGCCACAGCUGACAAAGAGCCCCAUCCCUGUGCUGUUGUUCCUCUUUAUGUGGUUACCGGCUUUCUUGUUGCUCCCUGUAGUAAGAAACAGUUGUAAGAUGUUUACUAAGAGGACAUGGACGCGGUAGGCGGUAACAUACGUGUUACCUUGGACUCCCCUCAGUUCCCUCUAUUCAUGUGCGGAAUCUCAUUGUUGGUGGGGACAUCAUUCAAGCUGGUGUUUUAAGGCCGGAGGGAGGCUCCCAGUUCAUUAGAGCUGUGUUUCAAGGGUUGGAGUAAGAGAGGGAUACUACGUCUUCUGGUGACAGUGCUGAGCAGUGGUGGUUCGUCUUCAAGAAGAUCCAGAGAUUCAGGAAAAAGAGCAGAAGGCAGCGGAGAGGCUGGGAAACCAGAGGGACAGACCCUGAAGAUGACACCUGCCAGUUUGGUUUUUGCAUGGUUACUGGUCACCACGAGGAUGGUCAAAUCCACGGUGUAUCUGCAGCCAGAGGAGGAGGAGCUCAAUGAAACUGUCAUCUGCACUAAUGACCAUAUGGAAGUUGUCAUUCCCAGUGCUUUUUUCCUCAACAGAGAGCCUCCAGUUUAUGUUGGGGAUUUGCAUUUAAAUGAUCCAGAGUGUCGUGGAGUUGAAGUGGGAGACGACUACGUCUUCAGCAUUAAGGCAAAUCUCUCUGACUGUGGAACAAUAAUGGCAUCAGAUGACACUCACAUCAUGUUCAUUAACACCAUACACAACAACGACUCGGAAAUUAUCACAAGAAACUACAUCAAUAUCACAUUUGUUUGCCGAUAUCCCAUCAACUACCUCGUCCAACAACCUAAUGGUGAAAACAUGAUCAGAGUCGAUGUCAGAACUAUUACUCUGAACACAGAGGAUGGAAACUUCUCUGUGUCAAUGAUGCUGUACAAAGAUGAAGCAUUUGAAGACAAAUGGACCACUGUGCCAUCGCUGACUCUGGAUGAUGACAUUUUUGUGAAAGUUUUCAUGAUACCGGCUCACCUGAUGCUGCGCAUGGAGAGAUGCUGGGCUACUCCAACCAGUGAUCCCUACAGCAAUAUCCAGUACACCUUCAUCAGAGACAGUUGCCCGGUGUUGUCAAAUGAACAGACCCUGAGUGUGCUGAAGAAUGGCCAGGGUCCAGAGGCCAUGUUUAGGAUACAAAUGUUCAAGUUUGUCGGCAGCUCUUACACCAAUGUCUUCCUUCAUUGCAACGUCCAGAUCUGCCACAACACUGUGGGGCUGUGCCAGCCUAACUGCUCCAGUGAAGAUGGAUUAAUGAGGGCACGGAGGGACAUCCCUCUCUCUCAUACAGUGUCAUACGGCCCAAUCAGACGACUACUAACCGAGAGCGAAAAGCCCUAUCUGACUACAGGCGGAGUACCACCUGUGGAGACCUUUGUCCUGGGAGGGCUGCUGGUCAUCUUGCUGCUGAUUACAGGAGUGUUUGGGAGACUCUGGCUUCGCUCCAGACGUUUUUACCCGGCGCGGGAAGCACAGCUCACCUUGUCGAACAUUCACCACAUCUCAGAGGUGGCCUCAUGAGUGUGAAGCAGGGAGAGAGGGACCUUUUUGUGAGCAGGGCAUGGACAUACAAACGCUUAAAUAUGUAAAAACACACACAUGUACAGGUGUGAUUUAUUAUUUUAUUUUGA